Molecule: messenger RNA, 1698 nt
Organism: Grosmannia clavigera kw1407
Lineage: Eukaryota; Fungi; Ascomycota; Sordariomycetes; Ophiostomatales; Ophiostomataceae
Product: duf6 domain containing protein
Exons: 1
Coding region: 1-1698 (565 amino acids)
Cellular component (GO): membrane
Source: RefSeq, a predicted model, not a curated record
AUGUCGCCGUAUCUCCCGGUCCCUCAGACGCCUAGCGCCAAGACGAGGCUCGAAAACGAAAUCAGCGAGAUCAGCCUCGUUUCUGGCCAGACGACACCACAGCACACGCCGAUCAGGAGUCGAUCACCCGCCGUAUCUGCGGCUCUCGCAGGCGACGAUGCUACCAUUGAUGGCGGCUUUGCCAAGCACAGCCGAAAGACUGCGUCCUCACCACAUCCACCGCGACAACUGGAACGACUCGAUGUCUUCCACCGGAUUUCCAUCGGCUCCCUGUCCGACGCCUAUGGCCCGAUGGCUACCCAGCCGUUCCGGAUACUUUCACCGGGUCCGGAGGCUCUAAUGCGACCACGAUCCCCGACAGCACCGACCGGCCGACUCCAGCGGCUGUGGCUGGACUAUCGAGCCGUCAUCUAUGUCUUUCUCGCCCAGCUGUUCGGCGCCCUGAUGAACCUGUGCGCCCGCCUGCUCGAGUUGGACGAUCACCACCCCAUGCAACCCCUGCAGCUGCUCUUUGCCCGGAUGAGCGUCACCACCGUCGUCUGCAGCAUCUACAUGUACCGGACCGGCGUGCCGCACUUCCCGCUGGGCCCGCCGAGCGUGCGCUGGCAUCUGGUGGUGCGUGGUCUGGCCGGCUUCUGCGGCAUCUUCUCCAUGUGGUACUCCAUGAUGUACUUGCCGCUGGCUGAGGCCACCGUCAUCACCUUUUUGGUGCCCAGCAUGUCAGGCUACUUCUGCCAUCUCCUUUUGCACGAACCCUUUACGCGCAAGGAACAGAUCGGGUCCGGCAUUGCUCUCCUGGGCGUCAUCCUGAUCGCGCGUCCGGUCUCUCUCUUUCCCUCGUCCGCGCCCGAGAUUGGCCCCGUCGCAGCCCUGCUCGCCAACAGUACUGGGGCGGCAUCGACGGCUGCUGCCUUGCUCUCUGAGCAUACUGCUUCCGUUGUCGCCGUGGCCACCGGGGCUGACGCUCUCGGCCCUGCAGCCACCAAUAUCACGACCGGCAUCGAGGACCACGCUCCGUUCGGCAGCAACAUCUCGACCGUUCAGCGCUUGAUCGCCGUCGGCGUCGCGCUUUUCGGCGUCACUGGUAGCUCGUGUGCCUUUACGGCCAUCCGUGCCAUUGGCACGCGCGCCCAUCCGCUCAUCUCCGUCAACUACUUCUCGACUGCCGGCACGCUGGUAUCGACGGCCGUGCUGGUUCUGGCCCCGAUCAUAGGCUUUGGACAGCCAGAGUUGCACUUUGGCAUGCCGAACUCGCUGCGCCAAUGGGCCUUGCUGUUUGUCACCUGUGUCUGCGGCUUCCUCACGCAGCUGUGCAUCACCAAGGGACUGGGCUUGGAGCGGUCCAAUCGUGCCAGCGCCAUGAUCUACACCAAUAUGCUUUUUGCAGCCGGCUUUGACCGCUUUGUUUUUGGCAAUCAGAUGGGCAUCAUUAGCCUCGGAGGCUGUGGACUCAUCAUCGGAAGCGCCCUAUGGGUUGCCCUUUCCAAAAGGCCGACCCCCGACAUACGGCCCGGGACUGUAAACGAUGUCGAGAUCGGCCAUGCCAAUUUGAGGGUGCCCGAGAUCGACGUCACUCGAAGUGCCUUGGUCGCCAACCCGACUGCAGAGAGCAUUCCGAUGCUGGCAGCUAUCGACAGCGAAGACGAGGAGGACAACCGUACAGGACUUGCCUCCCACGUGGGGUCUAGAUCAACAUGA